This is a messenger RNA of Mugil cephalus (flathead mullet), 1665 nucleotides long. Its product is annotated as E3 ubiquitin-protein ligase TRIM21-like. Lineage: Eukaryota; Metazoa; Chordata; Actinopteri; Mugiliformes; Mugilidae. The transcript is spliced from 2 exons. Bases 286 to 1572 code for a protein of 428 amino acids. The record is from RefSeq and is a predicted model, not a curated record. Gene Ontology annotation, molecular function: protein binding.
GUUGUGUUAGAAGGAUAUGAGGCACUGCUCAUCACGAGGCAGUAUCAUCCUUACAGAGAAGCAUGGUGGUGGCAGCCCACAUCUGAACUUGAAGCAGGAAACAGACUGUGACGAGCAGAGCUGCAGUCAGAGGAAGUGGUCGAGGAACAAAUUCAACAUCACUUUCCUGACCUGAAAGUCAAACUUUGUCAGAACGACGGUAGAGCUGCAGUCCAGACAAAUCUCUGUGUUUCUAUCUGAAGUAAAUUCAUCUGAUCUUUCUCAACAUCUGACUCAAAUACUGACAUGUCUGCUGCCAGCUGUCUACUAUAUGAAGAUGAGCUUCGAUGUUCCAUCUGUCUGGAUGUGUUCACUGAUCCAGUCUCUACACCAUGUGGACACAACUUCUGUAAACACUGCAUCACUCAACACUGGGAUACUAAUGAGCUAUGUAAGUGUCCAAUGUGUAAUAAACUGUUUCAGACAAGACCUGAAGUUAACAUCAACACAUUCAUCUGUGAGAUUGUUGCUCAGUUCAAACAUGAAGCUCAACACGGAAUGAAGACAGAAGAUAAAGUUGAGCAGAUGAUCCAGAAGAUUGUGGAGAUGAAAGAGUCAGUGAAGAUGAGUAUAUAUGCUGCAGACAGAGAGAAAGCAGAAGGUGUUCAGGUCUUCACUGCUCUGAAGGAGUCUGUUGAGAGAGGCCUGGACCAGCUCAUAAAGGAGAUCGAAGACAAACAGAAAACAACAGAGAAACAGGCUGAAGGUUUCAUCAAAGAUCUGGAACAGGAAGUCUCUGAGCUGAUGAUGAAGAGCUCUGAGGUAAAGCAGCUCCUACACUCUGAAGACCACCUCAACCUCCUCCAAAGCUUCUCCUCCCUGAAAGCUGCUCCACCCACCAAGGACUGGACAGAGGUCAGCGUCCGUCCACCAUCAUAUGAGGGGACUGUGGUGAGAGCUGUGACUCAGCUGAAGGAGAAACUCAAGAAAGACAUGAAGAAGCUGCUUGAGGCUCAGCUGAAGAGGCUCCAGCAGUAUGCAGUGGAUGUGACUCUAGAUCCUGAUACAGCAAAUCCUUACCUCAUCUUGUCUGAUGAUGGAAAACAAGUUUACUGUGGUAAUGUGAGGAAGAAUCUUCCAGACAACCCAGAGAGAUUUUCUAUAUACGGUCUUGUUUUAGGAAAGCAGAGUGUCUAUUCAGGUAGAUUUUACUUUCAGGUUCAGGUUAAAGGAAAGACUGGAUGGUAUCUAGGAGUGGCCAGAGAGUCAAUCGACAGAAAGGGAGAAAUCAGUCUGUGUCCUGAGGAUGGUUUCUGGACUGUGUGUUUGAGAAAUGGAAAUGGGUAUGAUGCUAAUGCUGAUACUCCAGUGUCUCUCUUUCUUGAUUCUCGUCCUGAGAAGGUGGGGGUGUUUGUGUAUUAUGAGGAGGGCCUGGUCUCCUUUCAUGAUGUAGAUACUGCAGCUCUUAUCUACUCCUUUACUGGCUGCUCCUUCAGUGACAAACUUUAUCCAUUCUUCAGUCCUAAUCCAAACUAUGGUGGCAAAAACUCUGCACCUCUGAUCAUCUGUCCUGUCAAUCAAACUGUCGAAUGAAUGAAUUCAAACUCAUUAAUCUUCACUCUUUAUUUAUCUUUAUUUUAUUUAUUUAUUUAUCCACACUCUGUACAUAUAUGCUUUAAUACUACA